This is a messenger RNA of Prunus mume (Japanese apricot), 648 nucleotides long. NCBI's taxonomy places the organism in Eukaryota, Viridiplantae, Streptophyta, Magnoliopsida, Rosales, Rosaceae. The record is from RefSeq and is a predicted model, not a curated record.
CUGUAAAAGCCAACUCAUGUUUCCACUCUAUUUUCAUUACGAAGAUGUAUCACGUCAGGAUCCGUUGCUCAAACUGAAUCACGCCAACGUUAUGGAAGUUCCUGGAUCGUGUGAAAUAAGAGUUUUACCAAAGGCACCCUAUGAUUUCAUAAUCAAAAAUGGAAAAUUGGCUAUGGAGAUUCCGCGCGGUCAGAAAUUCAUACAGACAAAAAGGGGUUCGACAGGAAAGUCGUUUCGAUCCAAUCCAUUCUUGGGGUCAAAUAAAGACAAAGGAUAUGUCAGUGACCUAGCACGACAAAGCACUCUCCGAGGGCAUGGAAUGUCUAAUUUUUCGGUCAGAAUCUCGACAGUAAUGUCUCUGUUAGAUUCCCCGGUCGAAAUACGGGAAAACUUCAUUCAAUUCUCGAUGGAAACGGAGUUUUGCGAAUUCUCCCCGGAACUGGAAGAUCAUUUCGAGAUCUUCGAACAUAUUCGAGGGUUCAAUGUGACUAUUGUCACUUCGGCCAACACACAAGAUGAGACUUUACCACCGUGGAGCGGCUUUUUGCAAAAAGAUGAGGUGGAGCCUUAACGCGACAUAAGAUGUCGGAGAAGCGAAAUAUACGAGAUCACAAACGUAGAUUGCUCGCGGCUAAAUAUGAAUUGAGA